Molecule: messenger RNA, 1722 nt
Organism: Hymenoscyphus albidus
Lineage: Eukaryota; Fungi; Ascomycota; Leotiomycetes; Helotiales; Helotiaceae
Source: the annotation of a GenBank genome assembly
CGAAGAUACCUCGACGAAAACCACAAUGUCUUCUAUUCAAGCCUCAGUCUUGAAAGGACUUGUAACGUUACUUCUAUUGAGUAAGUUCACAAGAACGUAACCCCAACAAAAUCACUGACCGAGAAACUCUUAGGUUCUGCCAGCUGCCAAAGAAAUGUCUGCACUCUGACACCUGAGGAAAGCACUUUCAACAGUCAAAAUGAUAUCGCAACAAGAUUGGCGGGAUGUACGAUAGUAAACGGCAGUCUUUUCAUAUCUCCAAAAUUAGAAGGAACCUUGACUCUCCCUGGCGUCGAAGAAAUUCUUGGUAACUUGGAGAUUGCUACAUAUCGUUCGAGCAGUGAACAAGAGCAGAAUGGCCAAAUCACAUCAGGAUUGAGAGAAAUAAUCCUCGAUAACUUGGAGUCGGUCUACGAAAUGGACACAUCAAAUGCACCCAACCUGGAAAUAGUACGAAUGCAGUCAUUAUCUAGGGCAUCCAAACUUCGAUUUAACUCCACACGGCUCACCAAUGUUACCAUGCACGAAUUACGGCAUGUGGACUCCCUAGAUUUCAUAGGAAACUUCAAAGAGUGCGUGAUUCCUCCUACCUUCAAUGGCUUUAUAUGUGGUACCUUGCUGACACUUUCUGGAAAUGAAGAAUAGGGUUAGGGAAUUUGGAGACUGUUAAUGCCACCUUAACCAUCGACAGCCAAGCACAAGAACCCCCGUUAGGUAUAAGUAUUCCGAGUCUGCAUUCUGCAAAGAACGUUGUGAUCAGCGGGAACAUAUCAAGGUAAGAUCAAUGAUUGACUUGACUCUCCCGUUACUUGAUAAUGACGAGAAUGAAUGUUAGUGUGGACUUGGGAUUUCUCAAUGUAGUUCAAGAGAAAUUGGUCAUCAAAAGUACUGCUCCCAUUUCAAUUUGGCUUGCCGGUUUGAUCAAUGUCACCAAUAUCGUGAUUGAUGGCAACUUCACCGAGUAAGUAUUGAAAACCCCACAUGUGGUAUCUAUACUGACCAUAGAAUAGGAGCCUGAAUUUCCCAAAUCUACUAGCAAUCUUCGGGGAUUCAAGCUUUAGAAUGGAGAGUCCACCCAAAAACCCCGUGUCUCUGGACUUCGAUCAUUUGGCGACUUCAGGUGCCCUUGAUGUACAUGGUAACAUUGCAGAGUAUGUUCUCCUAACAUCCACAAGAAUUUGCUAAUGACUGAAUAUCUAGUGUCUUUCUCGGUGCGGGGCUACACCAAAUAAAUGGUGCAUUUAGUAUUCGAAGCAAUGCUACAAUGAGGAAUUGUAGCAAGAUCCAAACAAUUUGGGAUCAAGCUCAAAAGGGACCACAAGCUUCCUCAUUUACUUGCUACAGCGCUCCCGUACCUGGGUCAUCCAAACCACGAAAACUUGGGCUUGGAAUCGGAAUAGGACUUGGUGUUCCUUUCUUGCUCCUAUGUAUCUUAACUUGGUUUUGUGUCAAACGACGAGCGAGAGCCACGCCUGUGCUUGCACAGCCAACAAAACCACAGGAGUCUUGAACGAAAAUCCUACAGUAGCAAGUUGCAUUCGGAAUGUCACAAUCGCAUCGGAAAGGAGGGACAAAGUGUUCUUUUCUCAUUAGUUUGAUUCACCUUGAGAGAUACUAUUCUACAUCUAUCAGAUAUAGGCUACCGGUAGAAAAGAUUGGCAGAAAUACUUCCCUCUUAGCGUAACUUGAUUGAAACUAUUUUACUAUUCUGCUUAUCUAGAC